Molecule: messenger RNA, 2398 nt
Organism: Drosophila montana
Lineage: Eukaryota; Metazoa; Arthropoda; Insecta; Diptera; Drosophilidae
Exons: 2
Coding region: 1000-2112 (370 amino acids)
Biological process (GO): positive regulation of transcription by RNA polymerase II
Cellular component (GO): RNA polymerase II transcription regulator complex
Molecular function (GO): transcription coactivator activity
Source: RefSeq, a predicted model, not a curated record
AGUUGACAAAACACACAUAUUUUUCGGAACACAGACAAUUUCGAUUCACCUUGAAAUUAUUGCCCGAAAUUGAGAUGAAGUUUAAGAGAGUUUUCGGCUUUGGGCUUGGCAGCGGCGGCGGCGGCUCACGUGGGCAGCGUUAGACAGCAAGCCGCCGGGUGAUAUGCAAAUGACACCACGCACAGAGAAAGACAGAGAGGGAAAGGGAGAGGGAGAGACACCUGCUAGAGGGGCAGCAUCGAUGUUGUCUUAUCAGCAACAUCAACAUCAACGUCAACGUCAGCGUCAGCGUCAAUGGCCACGGUCACUUCAUUUUCAUGCUAAUUAGGAAUUUCGGAAUUUCGGAAAUGCAGACGACACCAAAAGACGUUGCAACGUUACGUUAAAGGGGCUUUACGAAAUGUAGCAUAACUGGAAACUGGAAAUUGAACAACGUUAUGAAAAUGGAAAUUGAAAUUGAACUGGAAAUGGAAAUGAAGUACUAACUGGGUGCGGUGUGCGGCCCAAUGAAAAUGAAAAUUAAUAUGAAAAUGAAAGCGACGGCGGCAACUUCUAUACAAGCAGUAUUUGCAUCAUCUUCGAUGAUCAUGAUUAUCAUGAUGUUCACAAUGAUGAUGAUUACGAACUGGCCCUGGCCAUUGCAAAUGUUAAUGAAAUGCUUUUGUUUAGCUCCACCGUCUCAGUCUCAGCCCUAACGACAGCCUCUGCGUCUGCGUCUGCCUCUACGUUGAUGUUUGGGCAGGGCUAGUUCAAAAGUUUGGGAUGCGUUGCGUUGUCUUGGAAUUGCGUUGCUAAUUUCGUAUCAUGAAGCCCAUCAUGACCAUUGGUUACAGCAGCUGUUGCUGCUGCUGCUGCUGCUGUGGAUGGUUACAACGCAUUGGGAUGGUAUAAAAGCGUGCCACUGCCCGUGGAUUGACAUCAGUCGUGUUUGAAGAGCACACAAUACGUAGAAUUUGGCAUUAGAGUCAUCGUCGAGCCCAAGCAGGAAUAGUAGUCAACAUGAAGGUCUUUGUGUGUCUGUGUGCGCUUUUUGCUGUGGCGAACGCUGGUUUUCUGGGACUAAUCGGCGGCAGCGGUGGUGGUGGCGGUGGAAGCGGCAAGUCAGGCUUCAGUCUGGGAGGUGGUAGCGGUGGUUAUGGCGGCGGAUACGGCGGCGGUUAUGGCGGCGGCCAUUCGCAUGGACAUGGAUCCGUGCAAGUGGUCAAAGUUAUCCACCAACAGGGUGGCAUCUCUGGCGGUGGCUACUCUGGCGGUGGCCACUCUGGCGGCGGUGGCUAUGCCGGCGGCUACAGCUAUGGACCCGCACCACAGGUCUACAAGGUGAAGGUUAUCUCUGGUAGAUCCGCUGCUCCAGCGCCCAUCUACCAUAACAGUGGACCCGCCUCCGUCAAAGUAAUCAAGGUCUUGCACCAAGAGUCAGCAAAUCUGGGCGGUGGUCAUUCCGUUGAGAGCGGCCCACAGGUUAUCAAGGUCUUACACGAAAACCAUGACGCUGGUCACCAUAUUGCCGGUCCCUCUGUGCAUGCGCCCACCAAGGUGGUGCGUGUCAUUCACGAGCAUGCUUCAGUUGCUGCCCCAGCUCCAGUCUACGGUGCACCAGCACCAGCUCCUAUCUACAGUGCACCAGCGCCGGCUCCAAUCUACAGUGCACCAGCUCCGAUCUACAGUGCACCAGCCCCAGCACCAAUCUACAGUGCACCAGCCCCGGCUCCAAUCUACAGUGCGCCAGCUCCGGCUCCAGUUUAUAGCGCACCCGCUCCGAUUUACAGUGCACCCAUUGCAGCUCCGGCACCAGCGCCCGUUUACAACGCACCCAUUGCCAGUGGUCCUGUCUACAGUGCACCACAACCCAUUUACAGUGCCCCAGCACCUGCUCCGAUUCAGUAUACCGCCCAUGCUCAAUCAUCCGCUCAGGCUCAAUAUAGCGCCCCAGCUCCGAUUCAGUACAGCGCUCCCCUACAAGCACCAUCGCCUGUGCUCAGUGUUCCCGAAUCUGCACCUGCACCAGCAUUCAGCCAAAGCCCAGUUUUAAGCUUGCCCGCGCCCGUCGAAGAGCAAGCUCUGCCCAUCGGUCAUGCACCUGCCCAGACCUAUGGCCCACCUCACUUUUAAGUAGAAAUCCACAACAGCAGCACCUGCACCAUCCGCACCCACACCACAAAACACCACAGCACCACUGGAGGCGUCCACAAUUACCAAACCAGCACAUGCACAUGUACAUGUGGUUGUACAUCGAAGACCUCCAAGCCUAUGACUUCUACCUCUAUCGACCUAUUGGCCUAUUCCUGUGUGCACCAAACUCUACGACUCCAUAAGUUAUUUUAAUUUUUUUUUUUAAUAGAUAAUUUUUUUUGUAUGUUUGAAAAAAAUAGAAAAUAAACCGACUGUUAAACGAAAA